Molecule: messenger RNA, 8688 nt
Organism: Eriocheir sinensis (Chinese mitten crab)
Lineage: Eukaryota; Metazoa; Arthropoda; Malacostraca; Decapoda; Varunidae
Gene: Cap-D2
Product: condensin complex subunit 1-like
Exons: 29
Coding region: 167-4558 (1463 amino acids)
Biological process (GO): meiotic chromosome condensation; mitotic cell cycle; mitotic chromosome condensation
Cellular component (GO): condensed chromosome, centromeric region; nucleus
Molecular function (GO): histone binding
Source: RefSeq, a predicted model, not a curated record
UCGGUCAAAUGUUCAAAUGUAAACACGAAGGCUUUGCGCGGGAGCCGAGGAGCGCGGUCUGUCAUGUCGCGUUGCUUUACAUCACCUCUAGUUCAUUAUCUUUGAAAUUACCCCGUGCCCAGGGUGAAUAUUAUCUCCAAGACUCGCAUGAAACGCCGACAACAAGAUGGCAGACUUUGACUUCGUUAUACCACUGAGCCUUCGGACAUUAGAGGAUCCUUCUUCUAAUAAGCAGUAUGUUGUUACCAGUGUGCUCACUGCUUGGGAAGUUGCAAGUAAAAUGAAAGAGGUUCAGGGAUUGCUGCGGCAGGAUGGACCAGAAUUUAUUCUCCAAGGAAAAGUGUUUGAUACACUAUAUAGUGUCAUUGUGAACUUUGCUUCACUAGAUGGAGAAGUUCAGCGACAGUCUUGGGAGUUAAUGAUGAAAGCAAUGGAAAAAUUAGUAUCAAAUUUGGGUCGCAUUAUUGAUGGUGACUUGAAUGGAAGUAUGAAGCACAAAUGGGUCAAUGUAGUGAAGAUGAACUCAUUUAUUGCUUGCAAACUGACUGAGGCAUUGGAAACCAAAUUCAACAAGGCAUCUGCAGACAUCAUUGUAACUGGAAGGGGAAGAAAAAAGACUGUCCAGGGAGAUGACCAGGGCCGCUGCUGGGAGGAGGAUCGGAAUGGUAUGUUGGUCCACCUUUAUUCCCUCCUGCAGUAUCCUUUGCAACGCCUGUGGAACCCACCUGUUGUAGAGGACGACUUUGUCAUAUUAAUUGGUGAUUGCUGCUACAAGAUGCUGGAGUCCCCAAACAUGGGCUUGGUUCGGACCAAGGAUACCCGCACAUCCCUCUUCCAGAUCAUUGGCACACUUGUUAAGAAGUUCAGUCAUGGCUUAGGAUGCUCACUUAAGCUUAUGCAGCUCCUUCGGCUACAUGAACACAUGGUGACCGCAGCAUCUCAUGGAGUGAUCAUGCUCAUUCAGACAUUUGGAGACAAGUUUGUGCUGACAGAAAUUAUCAAAGAAAUUUCAAGAAUGGGCAGAAACAACACUGGCAAGGACACAUCAGCAUCUGGAAUCCGCAACUUUACCCAAUUUCUUACAGAAGUUUCGAGUAGUUGUCCCCAAAUGAUUGUGCCUUCCCUGAGCCUGCUUACAAGUUUCUUAGAUGAAGAGGUGUAUUCUCUACGGAAUUGUGUGCUGUCCAUUAUGGGCUCUGUGGUGCUGAACAUUUUGAGUGGAGACAACCUUGACUCAAAAAGCAAAGGCUUGAGGGACCAGUGUUUGGAGCACCUUGAAGAUCAUAUACAUGAUGUUCAUGCCUUUGUUCGGAGCAAAGUUCUUCAAAUAUGGAAUGAUCUUAUACGGGAGAAGGCUGUGCCACUGUCCCGACAGCACCAUGUACUGAAACUUGUGUUGGGACGGCUGUGGGAUAAAUCAUCCCUUGUAAGGAAGAAUGCCAUGCAGUUAAUGACGGCGUUUGUAAACAGUAAUCCUUUUGCAGCCAAGUUGCCCUUAGAGGAGCUUGAAUCUCAGUGUGUUCUGGAGCUGAAGAAACUGGAAGAACUGUCCCCAGGCAUCAAUGUUGACUCUUUGGGCACAGAAGAUGAUCUUGUUGAUGAGAACAGCACACCACGUGGAGUAUGGAUUGGCAUGUUACCUAAUGUUAUUAAAGCUGUUCAGAAUGUACUAGAAGAAGGUGAUAUGGAAUGUGAAGAUGAUGAGGACAGCCUUGAAGAUGAUGCUAGUCUUGACACUGUUUUAAAGGACAUAGCUGAUGCUCUGCUCUCCAAGAAAAUUGAGCGGUCAGUCAGAUUGCUAGAGUCUGCAUUAGAAAAGUUUUGUGGAGCUGAAGUAUUGUGCUACAAUCCAGAAGAACACUCUUCAAAGCAAUAUGAAGAUUUAGCUGAAGAGGAACUAUCACAGACACAGAUUCAUCAUCUGGUGGUUCUUGAGAGGAUAUUCCUGUCGGCUAAGGAAAUUGAGAAAGAUGUAUUAUCACCAGAAGGAAAAGAUGAAGAGACCAACAGUAAUGUUAUACAAAAUGAAGAGAAGGGUGAAAUAAAUAAACAAAAAACACUUGUUGCAUAUUUAAAGGAUUCUGUGAAGUUUGCUAAGCUGAUCCAACAAGCACUGCCUAUAAUGUGUCAGCUUCUUGGCAGCAGGCAUACUUCUGAUGUUAUGGAAGCCAUAUCCUUUUUUGUGACAGCAUUUGAAUUUGGGGUCCUUGACGCCAUGAAAGGUGUUCGAAAAAUGCUCAUGUUGGUGUGGAGCAAGGAGCAGGAGGUGAAGGCAGCUGUGGUAGAGGCCUACCGACGCUUGUACAUGAACACUGAUAUCCACAAUGAAAGAACACAGGCUCUCCAGAUAGUGGAAAAUCUGUCGUCGCUUAUUCUUGGAGCCACUAUGGGAGAACGUACCUCACUUGAAGAAAUUGUCUCCCAGUUUGUCUCCUCAGGAGACAUCACAAAGCAGUGCAUAACACUGUUGUGGGAGCGCUUCACCAAGACUCUUCCAGAUACAACUGAUGAGGAGGCCCACACAGCCUUGAUUCUCCUCACCAUGUGUGCCAAUGCUGAACAGAGUAUCAUUUCAAGCAACUUAGAUGUGCUGACCACCUCAGGCUUAGGUGAGCGAGGGGAGCAAGACUUUGCUCUCGUGAAAGAAACUUGCCAUGCAUUGCUGAAAGUAGCUGUCCUGAAACCCAAGACAGAUGCACCCACAGCACCAAACAGGUUGGACCGUGAUCAUACAAUUUUCCAGCGACUGAGCAGCAUACUUAUCCAGGGCUUAACAAAUCUCAAGGAUCGCCAGUAUUCACCCAUGGCAGUGAAAGCUGUAUCUGCUAUUUAUGCAACUGCAGAACACCCUGAUUUGAUAUGUGGGGAAAUAAUUCAGAAAAUGGUCAAAUCCUUGGGAAUUUGCCAGGAUUUAAAAGAGAAAUCACCAACUGAUAGUGAUGCAAAGGAGAGCACCAGUCAAGUGUCAGCUGCAGUGCUGACUCGGUUCUGUGUCGUGCUGGGUCAUGUGGCCUUGUGCCAGCUGGUCCAUCUUGACAUUUAUGUUUUCUCAGAACUGAAGAGAAGAAACAACCUCAGGGAUGAAAUGGAAAUAGAGAAAACAAGAAAAAAGAAAUCAAAACACACAAAAAAGUCCCUCCCAUCUUCAGCUAGUGACACAGCCAAGGGAUCACAAGAGACAGAUCCAGAUGAAGAAAUGGGAUUAGUUGGUGCCGUUGCUGAUGACACAGAGGCAGAAUAUAUCCGCUUUGUUUGUGAAACUGAGAUACUCAAUGAUGAUAAUCUUCUUGGAAUGAUAAAGCCAUUGGUUUGGACAUUAUGCACAAAUCCAGAUAAGUACAAUAACACAGACCUCCAGGCAGCGAGUUCCUUGGCUCUAGCUAAGUACAUGAUGGUGUCUUCUACUGUAUGUGAAGAUAAUUUAAGGCUCUUGUUCACCAUUUUGGAGAAGUCUAAAGAGGCAGUUGUACGAGCCAACCUUGUCAUCGCUCUUGGUGACCUCUACUUUAGAUUUCCCAAUCAGCUUGAGCCUUGGACACCUCGUUUCUAUGCCAGGCUGCGUGACUCCUCCUCAAUGGUUCGACAGAACACAUUAACUAUUUUAACACAUCUUGUACUUAAUGAUAUGGUCAAGGUGAAAAGACACAUCUCUGACAUAGCUUUCUGUAUUUGUGAUGAAGAUCCCCACAUCUCAGGUCUGGCAAAUCUCUUUUUCCAUGAACUUGCAAGAAAAGGCAAUACUCUGUAUAAUGUCUUGCCAGACAUGAUUUCUCGUCUUUCGGACCCUGAAGUCGGAGUUGAUGAACAGUCAUUCAGAAAAAUUAUUGGAGAAGUACUCAAUUUGAUUCAAAAAGACAAACACUGGGAAAACUUAGUGGAGAAGCUUUGUCAUAGAUUCCAAGCCACUGUUAGUGUACGUCAGUGGAGGGACAUUUCUUACUGUCUUGCUCAGCUGCAAUUCAAUGAGAAAAGUAUCAGAAAGCUAAAUGAAAACUUUACUUGUUAUGCAGACAAGUUGCAUGAACCAGAGGUUUAUGAACUAUUUAUGGAAAUCAUAUCAAAUGCUCAAAAAACUGUAAAGCCAGAAGUCAAGUCACUUGUGGAAGAAAUUGAAAAACGGAUUGUGGAGAGUCAUGAGAAAGGUGUGGAGGAUGAAAAUACUGCCAAGAAGGCUGUGCAGUCAAAGUUGAAGGUGACAAAUAACAAUGCAGCAAGGAAAACAUCUAGAAACACCGGAAAAAAGAAUAAUUCAAGUUCCAGUGAGUUUGAAAGUGAUGAUGAAGAUACUCGUCAACAGUUACAUCCUGUUCACAGGAGUAAUAAGGAAAAUCUGAGGCGAUCAACCAGACCAUCAGUUGCUUCUACAAAGAAACAACAACAGAAAAGUGAUAGUUCUGAGGAAGAAGAGAAAGAUUCUUCAAGUAGUGCCAGUGAGGCAGAGUUGAGUAACAAAGCUACACCACGCAACCCUUUGAUUGUGAGCAAUUCUCAGCCUUCAAGAAAGUCCCGAAGAAAUCAUAAUCAGAAGUAUAUAUCAGCAGGCAAGAAUAAAGUCUAACUGCAGGUAUAUAGACUACAGUAAUUCAUGAUAAAAUAAUGGUGAUUAUUCUCUGUGCUCAGUUUAAGACUGUACAGGUAGUUCUUGAGUUUCGACGUAUGCAACUUAUAACCGCUUGCACUUAUGACCAGGCCACUGAUAUUAGUAAUAUUUGGCUAAGUAAUGUGUUGACAUUUCAAAUAUUCCACCAAGGGUAGAGCAGCAGCAGCUCCCACUCCUCACCCCCCCCACCCCCACUCCACUGCCGUCCUCACGUGCUGGCCCCACCACAGCCAGACUGGGUUAAGGCAGGAGGGAAGGGUGGGUUGGCUUGGCUUGGCUAGCCCACCCACCCUUCCCCUUCAUUUACCUUUGGAACUCAAGCUGCAAGUACUACUCACAGUCGUGCUGUUAGCUGCUACUACCCGUUUAUAGGCCUACAGUCAUAUACAGGCUUUCCUGCUUGAUCUAGCAGACACCAGCUGUCUAGCAUCAUGGGAUUUCACAACAACAGUCCCCUCACAGUAUUCCUGGAGCAGCUUCUGCAGGCAACCAUUUAGAAACAGCAAACAUAGUUGAAUGAAACAUUCACCCCCUCCCCCCAAUGCUGACAGAACCCUCCGGGAAACGACCUGGUGGUGGAGAUCAAGACCAAGACCAAGUCUAACACCACUAACAAAACUUGGUUGCUUAAUCGCACAACAUUGGAUAACAUUCUGUGGUUAAAGAGUCAACCAAAUGCAGGGCUAGGGCGAGGUGACCUCUGAGUACAGAGGUGGAUCAGGGGUGAGGGUUGGAGGCGCAGGAACACUGGUCUAUCCUUGGCAGGACAUUUGAAUAAUUUAUUAUUAUUUUCAAGGUAAAUUUCGACUUGUGACCAAUUCUACUUACAACCAGCCCGUCAGUCCCGGACCCCACUGUAACUCAAUGACAAAGACCACCUGUAUUAAUUCAAAAUCUAAAUUGUUCCAUAGGGUAUUUGGAUUUAGCUCUGAUUGACAAUAUCAAUUUAACUAAAUUGUUUCUCAUCACAGACACUUGUUUUCUCUUUCCGAGGAAAAUUACAUAAGCGUAGGAAGUUAAUUUUAAAAGCUAUUUUAUGUCAUUUCCUUUUUGCUUGAAUGUAUAAUCUCUUUUAGUGUAAGAAAUUUUCAACCUAUGAAAUAUAAGUACAUAUAAAAAAAAUAUUUUCAUAUAGAUUCUUAGUUUACACUGCAUGGGUAAUACAGUCUCCCCUACUUACAAACAGGUUUGGUUUCAAGCACUCAUUCAUAAGUGCAACAUAUAUACAUUAAACCCUCUCUUUAAUGGACCAAUUGAGGGGAGGGGUGACAUAUCUGAGGGAUCUGAACUUCAUGCAUAUAGUGACCUUUGUUCAUUAUAUGCUAUUUCUGACCAUUUUUAUAUAAAAUGAAGUUGCUGAAUCCAUUGUGGAGGCAACAUGACCAUCACCACCCCCAACAACAAGAUAGAAAAUUUGACAGAGUGGAAGGAGAUGGAGAUCAAGGGCAUAAAAAGGAAAAUUGAAAGCAUCGGACAGGACAAAUGGCAGGAGGGAAUAAAUGGAAAAUCAACAUUUUUAAUGUUUCAGGGGGAAGCAAAAACCAGAGGGAAUGACAUGGCAUGUAGGAGACUACGGGAGCAAGCUUAUGUUUAAAGCAAGAACAAGAACCAUAGAUGUAAAUGGGAGGAACAGGGAUGAAGAUAACCAUAGCUGUAUUUGCAGGACAGGAGAGAAAGAAACAGUAGAGGAGUUGAUUGUAGGAUGCAGCAACUAUGAGACAGAGAGGAGAGCUUCAUUAGUGACCAAUAGGCAAAGAGGAGUGGGAUAGGAGACUUCAGGAGGACAAUGGGGUUAUACUCUGUCUAUUUUUAGCUUGCAACUGGAUCCUAGGCUGCUUUUGUAAGCUCAUCGCUGAUUGGACAGUGGCCUGAGGCAGCCUUCCCCCACACAUCAUAGAAACAGACCUCGCCACAGUACGUUUUACUUUUAUUCUUCGUAGCCGUCUCAUGUCGCGUAAUACAUACUUGAUUUCUUCAUCACUGGACAGAAGAAAGAGUGCAGAUUACACCUGUGUUAAAAACACAUUAAAUUGAUUAAAAAUAAAGGAAAUAAUGCGAGUUGAAGACAAAGACGGGAUUAUAAAUGUUUAUGCCACAUGUUAUUCCAUUCCGAUUUUUUCAUUGAAUUAUUAAGCUACUGUACAAACAAACAGUGCCAUCUGAUAAAGAAAAUUCUCCUGAAGAUGAUAGUGUCAACAGAUUAUCAGUAAGUUAGAAAGAAAGGGAGGUAACCAAGCUAUUAUACAAAGCUGUAGGAGAUGGACGAGUGGCUUUGUACUGUAAAAGCACAGGUAGCUUAAUCAUACAAUUUAUUAAGUUCGUAAAAAAACUUGCUUACCUCCCUUUCUUUCUAACUUACCGAUAAUCUGUUGACACUAUCAUCUUCAGGAGAAUUUUCUUGAUCAGAUGGCAUUGUAUGUUUGUACAGUAGCUUAAUAAUUCUAUGAAAAAAUUGACAUGGAAUAACACGCGGCAUAAACAUUUAUAAUCCCGCCUUUGUCUUCAACUCGCAUUAUUUCCUUUAUUAUUAGUCAGUUUUAGUUGUUUUUAACCCUUUUCUUGCCAUCUAAUUUAAAAUUAAUGAACACCUCAGUGCGGGGCAUUUUCGAAGAAAAAAAAGUCCUUCAAUAAAUAAAACUUUGCUUCCUGAACACAAAUAUAUAAAUAUUGUAAUGCUACAACAUUUCUUACCUAAUAUAUCAGCAUCUUGCAGAGUAAGCUUUUUGCAAUACUGCGCUGCCUGACGAAAGAUGCUAAUGACAGAUAUGCUAGAUGCUUCGGGUAUAAUAGGUAGCGCACUUAUCUUUUCACUAACACUAACAUGUUGUACAUCCCUACUUGACAUUACAAGGGCUACUGACUACAAUUCAAAAAAAUAUGAUUUAUGUUUGGAAACACUGCAGCAGAUGCCACAUAUUGAUUUCCACUUAAUUUCAGUGCGAAAGAAUUGGCGCGCUACUUUGAAAUUAUCCUGGCCCAUAUGUGGGACACUUGUAGGCAACAGCACCAAAGUCUGUGUCUCAUAUAUGGGACACUCGCAGAGAAAGGGUUAACACAGUCGUAAUCUGCACUCUUUCUCCUGUUCAGUGAUGAAAAGACCAAAAGACCAAGUAUUUAUUACACGACAUGAGUGGGCUACGAAGCAUAAAAGUAAAACUUGUACUGGGGUGAGGUCUGUUUCUGUGAUGUGUGGGGGAAGGCUGCCUCAGGCUACUGUCCAUUCAGUGACGAGCUUACAAAAGCAGCCUAGGAUUCAGUUGCAAGCUAAAAAUAGACAGUAUAGCUGCACAGUGUUUGGAGUGUAUGUGACAAAAAGGCAACAGAAAGGAUUGUAAAAAAACAAAAGUGUUCCUAAGUGCAGGGAAAAAAGGGCACAAUUUUUUUAAUAAAUCCAAGGAAAAGGGUAGAAAUUUCUGUGUUAUUCAAGCAAGAAAAGAAAUAAAGUAUGAAAAUUAUAGUGGUAUAGUGUAUGAUAGUGAGGAAAGAUAAAUAGUGUAAUGCCAUUGAAAAGCAAAGUGUGCCAAUAAGCAGAAGAGGAGGGCCUACAAAGCAAAACUGGUCAAAAGAAGAGGAAGUCCUAAUAUGUGUUGCAGACACAGACUUGGCUAGGCAUUUGUCUGUCAAUUGUCAGACUUAGCAGAUUUUUUACCUGGAUUUUACUUCAGUCCCUGGACUUGACCCUGGAUUUUGUCCAGGAAAUCUGAUAUCUGGAAAAUCAAGGGUUGAGUGUAUUUUCCAGAAAAUCUCCAACAAAAUUAUAUUUUCCCACAGGUUCUUUUGUUUGCCCAACACAAUACGAUAGCUGACUGAAUUCCCACAUUUAAUGUGAGGCCACUGUAUAUAGAUUUAUAUCAUAUACAAAUAUAUAUCUUAAAUUAUAAUUACUGGCAUCAUAGCUGUGGCAACAUAUGUUUCAAGGACCAAUGGUUGGACAUAAACUGUAGUAUAUACCCAGUUGUUGAAUGUGGAGGUGCUUUUUCCAUAUCAUCUCGUAGCUUCUCUGCACAAGAAAUACAUAAUAUCUAAUAAAUUACAUUUCACUUAAAACACAUCUCAUGGCCAAAUUCUAUCUGAGCAUGUAAAAAAAA